Molecule: messenger RNA, 279 nt
Organism: Truncatella angustata
Lineage: Eukaryota; Fungi; Ascomycota; Sordariomycetes; Amphisphaeriales; Sporocadaceae
Exons: 1
Source: RefSeq, a predicted model, not a curated record
CUUAAGCCUAAUCGUUCCAAUUUCCAGCCUACCUUGGAUAAGUUAAUGAAGAACCUAAAGUACUAUGUUAAGGAAGGAGCGUAUUCCGAUCUAGUUAAGCUUGAGGAAGCACUCGAUAAUAUCGAGUCGAGCGAGCUGAGUAACAUGUUCAAGAGGACCAAGUACUUAACACCGACUCGUAGUCAUCCUAGCGUAUUUAAUAAGCCGCCGUUCGAGACCAUUACUAGCUUAAUGUUAGCCCCACUUGACAAGAUUGGCGAUAUGUUGAGACGCUGGCCG